This is a messenger RNA of Venturia canescens, 2413 nucleotides long. Its product is annotated as protein VAC14 homolog. The coding region runs from base 286 to 2379 and encodes 697 amino acids. The transcript is spliced from 6 exons. The record is from RefSeq and is a predicted model, not a curated record. Gene Ontology annotation, biological process: phosphatidylinositol biosynthetic process. Lineage: Eukaryota; Metazoa; Arthropoda; Insecta; Hymenoptera; Ichneumonidae. Gene Ontology annotation, cellular component: endosome membrane; PAS complex.
AACCGAGUUUAAAUUCAGAGAUUAACGUUGGACAAAACGGGCAUAAUGCUGUCAGGUGGUCAAAUUCAGAAGCUUUGAGUUCAGUGACCAAUCUGAGGAGGAGGAUGUUAUCCUUUCGCUUUUCCCAUUUCCCAUCCUUGUCUUGCCCAUCGUUCCUCCCAGGGUUCCUCCCCACUGCGUCUUCCUGUCAUGUAAUCUGGAAUGUUUUUAUCUUAUACUAUUUUCAAGUUUGGCUGUCACUUUUUCAUUGUUAAAUUGUAAAAAGAAAACAAAACAAGAACGACAAUGAUAUCCGAGAGGGAUUAUGCACCGCUGAGUGCGGCAUGCGUAAGGUCCCUCAGUGACAAAAUGUACGAGAAAAGAAAGCCCGCUGCAGUAGAGAUAGAAAAAAUGGUUAAGGAGUUCGCAGCUCGAAAUAAUACCGUGCAGAUAAAACGAUUGUUGAAAGUACUUGGUCAAGAUUUUGCAACAUCACAAAAUCCUCACACAAGGAAAGGGGGUCUCAUUGGUUUGGCUGCUAUCGCAGUCGGACUUGGUAAAGAAACAGGUCAAUACACCGAAGACUUGAUACAUCCGAUAUUGGCGUGUUUUUGUGAUCCUGAUGUUAAUGUACGAUAUUACGCUUGCGAAAGCCUUUACAAUGUUGUCAAAAUAGCAAGAGGAGCUGUUUUGCCUCUGUUCACCGAUAUCUUUGGAGCAUUGAGUAAAUUGGCUUGUGACUCGGAACAAAAUGUUAAAAUGGCUACUGAACUUUUGGAUCGUCUCAUGAAGGAUAUCGUAACGGAGAGUGGAAUGUUUGAUCUUGUGGGAUUCAUGCCUUUAUUGAGGGAACGAAUAUACACAAAAAAUUCGUUCGGUCGGCAGUUUGUGAUAGCCUGGGUGUCUGUACUGGAUGCUGUACCCGAUAUGGAUUUCAUAAUAUUUCUUCCUGAAAUUCUUGACGGUUUGUACAGGAUAUUGGAAGAUCCGAAUCCUGAGAUAAAAAAAAUCACAGACACUGUACUGGGAGAAUUUCUACACAGUAUUAAGGCGAAUCCAGCUCGUGUAGAUUUUUCAGCGAUGAUAAAUAUUCUGAUCGCACAUGCCCAGAGUACCGAUGAGAUUUUGCAGCUCACUGCUAUUACCUGGAUUCGGGAAUUUGUACACUUAUCCGGCACUUCUAUGUUGCCCUCAAUUUCUGGAAUACUCGUAGCGAUAUUGCCCUGCCUUGCUUACGAAGGUGAUGGAAGAAAAAGUAUAAAAGAAACAGCGACCCGUGUAAAUGUCGAUCUGAUGAAGCUCGUGAACGAACGUGGUGAUGAGGAACGAGGUUCCCUAGCAGAGAGCCUCGAUCUUCUAAGUGUGGUUGAAGUAUUGACGAAACAUUUAAUGCACACUUCUGUACAAACGAAAGUAGCAGUUCUGAAAUGGAUUCAUCGACUCUUUCAAAACAUUCCGAACAAAAUGUAUCGUCACAUUGAUGAUCUCUUUCCCGUUUUAAUGCGCACACUCAGCGACACUUCCGACGAAGUUGUUCAACAGAAUUUAGUUGUUAUGGCCGAGAUAAUAGGCUCGCCUUACAUUGAGGAAAAAAGUAACGAGGAGGAAAAAACCCUUGAUCCGUCAAUCGAAACCACUGGCAUUGGUAAUAAAUACUUCACCAAAUUUAUCGUUAAUCUUUUGAGGCUUUUCUCAACAGAUAGACAUCUCCUUGAAGACCGAGGUGCUUUCAUUAUACGCGAGCUUUGCUUGCUUCUCAGUGCCGAAGAUAUUUACAAAAUAUUAGCCAAAAUAUUGCUCAAGGAACAGAAUCUUCGUUUCGCUUGCAUUAUGGUACAAACCCUGAAUAUUAUUCUAUUGACCAGCUCGGAAUUAUUCGAUCUUCGUAAGAAACUCAAAGACUGGAAUUCAGAGGAAAGCCGUGAGUUGUUCAUCUGUUUGUACGAGUCUUGGUGUCACAACCCUGUUGCUACAUUGGCACUGUGCUUCUUGACAAGAAAUUACGGACAUGCCUGUCGUCUCGUACGAUCUUUUGGAAAUAUAGAAGUGACCGUGGAAUUUUUGGCCGAAAUAGACAAGUUGGUUCAACUGAUCGAAUCGCCUAUAUUUACAUAUUUAAGGCUGGAGUUAUUGGAGAGAGAAAGGAAUCAAGAUUUGGUCAGGGCUCUCUACGGACUCGUGAUGAUUUUGCCACAGAGUGAGGCGUUUUUGACAUUACACAGGCGUUUGGCAGCCAUACCAUUGUCGACACUCGCUGAGCCGACAACGACGGAGACGUCCGACAACAUUGACUUCAACAAGCUUUUGCGACACUUCGAGAGUGUGCAAGAGCUACACAAGGAACAAAAACACCGGCAAAGAAUUCGUUCUCUGAUCGAACCGCGCGAAUCACCCGAAUAAUAUUAUUAUCUAAUAAUAAAUCUAUUAAUUUUCA